Molecule: messenger RNA, 1119 nt
Organism: Nerophis lumbriciformis (worm pipefish)
Lineage: Eukaryota; Metazoa; Chordata; Actinopteri; Syngnathiformes; Syngnathidae
Gene: hspb7
Product: heat shock protein family, member 7 (cardiovascular)
Biological process (GO): heart development
Cellular component (GO): nucleus; cytoplasm
Source: RefSeq, a predicted model, not a curated record
UGCGGCUUAUUGACCUCAUCCAACACAAAUAGGUAAUGACUGCCUAGAAUUAAAAAAAAUUAAGUGUGUUGUUAUAUUUAAAGCUACUGAAACUUUACUGGAGCAAGAAGUCGCGUUCGCCUGGUGGUCCCUUCACUCUGCCUCACCCAGCAACAUCCGCCAUCCAUGAGUGUGACCAACUCUUCUGCCUACCGAUCGGAGCGGAGUUUCCACCAGACGUCAUCAUCUUCCUCCAGCAAUCCGUACAUGGAGAAAAGUCACGGGAUGUUUGCAGAGGACUUUGGCUCCUUCAUGAGGCCCGGGGGAGACGCCUUGGGCUUUUCCAGUGGAAGUGGGAAGAUCAAAGCACUCGGCGAUUCGUACCAGUUCACAGUGGAUGUCAGAGACUUUUCCCCUGAAGAUGUCAUUGUCACCACGUCCAACCACCAAAUUGAAGUCCGUGCAGAAAAGUUGGCCCAGGAUGGCUCCGUGAUGAACACCUUCACCCACAAGUGUCAGCUACCCGACGAUGUGGACCCUACCACGGUGACAUCAUCGCUGGGCGCCGAGGGGACACUAACAGUCCGGGCGCGGCGACACCCGGCCAAACAUGAGCACACACAGACCUUCCGCACUGAAAUCAAGAUCUAACUUCAUCCCAAACACCAUACUAAAUAUAUAUAUAUAUAUAUAUAUAUAUAUAUAUAUAUAUAUAUAUAUAUAUAUAUAUAUAUAUAUAUAUAUAUAUAUAUAUAUAUAUAUACAUAUGUGUGUGUGUGUGUGUGAGUGUUUAUUUGAAAUAAACCCAUCUCUUCAAUUCCCAUGCACAGCCUUUAACACUCCCAGACUGUGCUGUACCAGAUGAUACUUUCACAUAUUUUGCUCAUUGAUAUUCUGAGGUGGUUAUCUUGAUACACAGCAGCCAUACAGUAGAUGUACACGGCUUGUACGCAAACGACAUUUGAACAAGAACACACACAUACAUGCACACACACCCACACACACACACACACACACAUAAACAACAGGCAUUCAAUCACGUAAUUGUAAUUACAUAUGCACUCAUAUAAAUGGUUUCUCUUUUGUUGUAUUAUUGUAUUGUCAUUUGUGUGAAUAAAAGUCUCAUGCCUCUGAGAUGAA